Plasmodium vinckei vinckei is the source of this 858-nucleotide messenger RNA. RefSeq names its product conserved Plasmodium protein, unknown function. The record is from RefSeq and is a predicted model, not a curated record. The transcript has a single exon. NCBI's taxonomy places the organism in Eukaryota, Apicomplexa, Aconoidasida, Haemosporida, Plasmodiidae. The coding region runs from base 1 to 858 and encodes 285 amino acids.
AUGAAUGAUAACAUAGAUAAAUUAAUAACCACUUUAAUUUCUGAGACAAAUAACACAUUUGAGGGUACUGGUAUAAACAAUGAGAAUAAUGCUGAAGACAAAAAUCUUCAAUUUACGGAAAAUGAGGAAAAAAAACUUUUAGAUGACGAUAUACUAAAAACAUUAGGGAAAAAUAAAUUUUUUAAAUAUACAGAAUAUUCGUUAUCUAGCUUAUAUAUAUCAGGAAAUAAUAUGCCAAUAAAUGAUGAUCCUAAUUUUCAAAAAUUAUUAAAUGUUAUGACAAAAGCCAGCGAUGUUAAUAAUAAAUUCAAAUGGGUCGAUUCUUAUUUUAAACAUACUGUACGAGAGGAUGAAAAUAUAUUAAAUCCCCAAUCACAAAAUCAAGAUUAUAUUUUUAGAGAAUAUAUAGAACCAAAUCAUUUUAAAAAAUUAUCAUUGUUAAGAAAAUAUGAACAAGGAGCUAUUUUAAAAUCAUCUGAAAAAAAUAAAGUAAAUGUAAGAAUAGUGUCAGAAUUUAUUGUUCAUGAUACUUAUUCUACAAUAAUUAAAUCUAUUGGUUAUCACCUUAGUCAUAAACUUUUUACAGAAGCUCAAAUUUUUCAUAAUAAAUAUGGAAAUAGUAAUCACAUUGUUAUUUUGGUUCUAAGACAUUAUAAGGAUCCAAAUUUUAGUAUUCCUUUGUAUAAUGACAGAGUGCUAGUGCAAAUUAAAUCAUAUUUAAGUGAUAAUAAAUAUUCAGAUAUCACUCAAAAAAAUUUAUUAAAUUAUGCAAAAAUAUUUAAUCCUUAUAUUUUGCUAAGAAAAGUAGAUUAUUCCUUUGUUGAGCAGAUUAAAGACAAAAUGUCUUAUGCAAUUUAG